AUGACCAGGUCAUUGUGGGUUUUCGGCUACGGCUCACUAUUGUGGUCUCCAGGAUUCCAGUUCACAGCAGCACAACCUGGAGUACUCAAAGGGUUCUCCCGCAGAUUCUAUCAAGGAAACGAAACCCAUCGCGGCCGACCUGGAAAGCCGGGUCGUGUAGCAACGUUAGUAGAAGAUAAGGAGGGUGAGACUUGGGGAGUCGCCUUCGAAGUCCUCUCACCGGAGGCAUUGCCCUACCUAGACCAAAGAGAGUGCCAGCUGGGAGGGUACACGACGCUCUUCCUCGAGUUCCAGCCCACCGUCGGCGAACCCUUCCCUGUCCUGGUUUACUGGGCGGGAAGGGACAGCUGCCAUUGGCUUGGCGAUGCCCCCGAACAAGAAAUAGCGGAUCAGAUCAUUUCCUCCAGCGGGCCGAGUGGUCACAACGUCGAAUACCUUCUCAGAUUGGCUGAGUACGUCCGAAUGCACUCUCCAGAAACUAGAGACGACCACUUAUUCCAGCUGGAGGCGCUGGUUCGACGCGGCGUCCAAGAGCGAGGACUUGUCCUGGAAAAUCUGAUGGGUCCAGACAUAACCUUACCACAGCCAACUCCCGUUUCUCCAGAUGACGAACCUCCAACGCACUCGCAGUUCGCCCCCAACGUGCCCUCCAAGAAGCUCCGCUGCCUCAGCAUCUAG
Molecule: messenger RNA, 678 nt
Organism: Nezara viridula (southern green stink bug)
Lineage: Eukaryota; Metazoa; Arthropoda; Insecta; Hemiptera; Pentatomidae
Source: the annotation of a GenBank genome assembly